GCUCUUCACAAAGACAUUGUAGCCAGACAGCAAGGUACAAACAUCCAGCCAUUCAUUCUCCUGUUGUUAUUAUCAUCAGACUGUGUGGACUUUAUUAGUUGAUACAUAUGAGAGCAAGAAGCAAUAGCAGGCAUAAGUGAAUAGGUUAAUUCUAAUUUAAGAUAUUUCAGUGUAGACUGGGACCAAUACACAGGUAAAUAUGCGAUCACAGCCCAAUAUGGAGCUUCCAGAGGACUUUUGGAUCCCAAUCCCGCUGGAUACCAACAACAUUACAUCGCUCAGUCCCUUCCUGGUCCCUCAGGACCACUUGGGGAACACUGCCACUUUCUAUGGAAUGGCAGCGUUCAUGUUGUUUGUGUUCAUUGUCGGCACCGCCAUCAACAUCCUCACCAUCGCUUGUACCAUCCAGCACAAGAAGCUACGCUCCCAUCUUAACUACAUCCUGGUGAACCUGGCUGUGGCCAACCUCCUGGUCUCUGUGGUUGGCUCCUUCACAGCAUUCUGCAGCUUCUGUAGCAGAUACUUUAUUUUCGGACCUACAGCAUGCAAAAUCGAAGGAUUCAUGGUGACUCUCGGUGGUAUGGUGAGCCUAUGGUCCCUGGCAGUGGUGGCCUUUGAAAGAUGGCUGGUGAUUUGCAAACCCCUGGGUAGCUUUAUCUUCAAGCCGGACCAUGCGCUGGCCUGCUGUGCGUUCACAUGGGUCUUUGCUUUGAUUGCAUCCGUCCCCCCAUUGGUUGGCUGGAGUAGAUACAUUCCGGAGGGCCUGCAGUGCUCUUGUGGGCCAGACUGGUACACAACCAACAACAAAUACAACAACGAGUCCUACGUGAUGUUCCUCUUCGGCUUCUGCUUCGCCGUCCCCUUAACCACCAUUCUCUUCUGCUACAGCCAGUUGCUCUACACACUCAAAAUAGCAGUAAAGGCCCAGGCGGAUUCAGUCUCCACCCAGAAGGCAGAGAGGGAGGUUACCAGGAUGGUGGUGAUCAUGGUGAUCGGGUUCCUGGUGUGCUGGUUGCCCUACGUCAGCUUUGCCUUGUGGGUCGUGAACAACCGUGGUCAGACCUUCGACCUGAGGUUGGCCACCGUACCCUCCUGCUUCUCCAAGGCCUCCGCAGUCUACAACCCCUUCAUCUAUGUCCUCCUCAAUAAGCAGUUUCGUGCAUGCAUGAUGAAGAUGGUGGGAAUGGGUGGAGGUGAUGAUGAGGAGUCAUCGUCUAGCCAAUCAGUGACUGAAGUCUCUAAAGUUGGACCAGCGUAG
Molecule: messenger RNA, 1258 nt
Organism: Gadus chalcogrammus (walleye pollock)
Lineage: Eukaryota; Metazoa; Chordata; Actinopteri; Gadiformes; Gadidae
Product: blue-sensitive opsin-like
Exons: 5
Coding region: 200-1258 (352 amino acids)
Biological process (GO): phototransduction; visual perception; G protein-coupled receptor signaling pathway
Cellular component (GO): membrane; photoreceptor outer segment
Molecular function (GO): G protein-coupled receptor activity
Source: RefSeq, a predicted model, not a curated record